Messenger RNA from Trichobilharzia szidati, 1123 nucleotides. The record is from the annotation of a GenBank genome assembly. NCBI's taxonomy places the organism in Eukaryota, Metazoa, Platyhelminthes, Trematoda, Strigeidida, Schistosomatidae.
AUGCUAAUUGCCAUUCGUAUUAUCAAAGGAUAUACUUCCUUAUGUGAACUACUAUUCAAAAAGUCGGGAAAUUCAAGCGAAAAUGGUCACCAGCCGGAAAUGUCACUUAUGGGACUAGACAUUCCUCAUGUGGAAUUUGUUAUAAACUACAAUGUACCAUUAUCUGAGAAAACGUAUAGACAUCGUGUUGGUAGAACUGCACGUGCUGGUCAAAGAGGAAUAGCUCUAACCAUAGUAACACGUGAUGUAGCACCUGUGUUUCUAGAAUUAGAAGCAUCUCUACUACCAUAUCUACCAAAAUCUAAGGCGGAAGUCAGUAACUCUUCUCCUGGAAUACCUCGUUGGCCAAUUCCAGUUCCUGACUUGAACGGUCGAGAUAGUAUACUUGUCCGUCGGCGGUUAGCUGAUCAAGCUUGGUCUCGAGCUUCAAAGACGAUUAGAGCACAGAUAGCAAGUCAAAAACCUGUCGACAAUGAUGAUCUCCCUAGUUUCGAUUUACCAAUGGAUGAAGACAUACUUCAAGAGUAUGCCAAUUCAGAUAACAGUGAUGAUGCUGAAAGUGAUGACGAUGAUGAUGAUAGUGACAAUAAUGAAAACCGCUCAUCGCCAUCAUCAUCAUCAUCAUCUGAUAGUGACGGUGAUAAUGACUCAUCAGCUGUAGAAAAACAAUCCUCCAAGCGUAAAUUGCCUAAACCUCCGGCCAGCUUCAAGUUGAAAACAUCUGGGGAGGCUGGGAUAGCAGCUGCACGUAAAACAUGGAAGUGCAUUGCAAAGCUGAAUCAACAACAGAAGAAGGAGCAAGCUGAGUUGAAAGAGACGCAUCGUGUUAAUAAAUCAAUUGGAUGGGGUGUUACAUUUACAAAUAAGGAUAACGAUGAAGCAGUGAACGAUAAUCACAAUAUGCAUAACGAUGAAAUGAGCGAUGAUGAAGAUGACAAUGAGGCGGUUCGUUAUGAACAGCCAAUCAAGACAAAAUAUGCUAAAUUUUUGAUUGCACACUAGUCAGUAACUAGUGUAAUGUGUCUAGUCCUAUUUUCGGUGCAGACUGAAUUCUAUCAGUCAUGUUUGCAAUGUGGCCACCAUGCUAGGUGGCUCGACAUUACGGUGCACUGUGAAUUGUUGG